Meloidogyne enterolobii is the source of this 350-nucleotide messenger RNA. The record is from the annotation of a GenBank genome assembly. Lineage: Eukaryota; Metazoa; Nematoda; Chromadorea; Rhabditida; Meloidogynidae.
UAUUAAAAGAAAGAAAUGAUUGAUCAACAACAACAGCAUCUAUUACUCCAUCACCACAACAAUAAUCACCUUCCCCAACAUUGUCAUCAAUGGAUCCCUCCAUUGGGUAAUUCAUUGUUACACAACAAUCAAAAAGAAAUGAGAAAAAGCGCAACAACAAUUACAAAAGAAACUAGUUCACCGUAUAUUGUUGCUGAAUUUAUUCCUCCUAGAAUGGAUACAGAAAAUGAAGAAAACGGGAAGAAAUCAGAGGAGGGGUUAGAGAACAAGAGGAAAUUGGUGGAGGGAAUUGAAGGUAGGGGAAAGCUUUUUUUCUGACAGUAGAACCUUUUAAAAGUUUUGCAACACAA